Molecule: messenger RNA, 1825 nt
Organism: Chara braunii
Lineage: Eukaryota; Viridiplantae; Streptophyta; Charophyceae; Charales; Characeae
Source: the annotation of a GenBank genome assembly
CGGAGGGGGGUGGUGGAGACUGUGGAGAGUGCGGGCGGCUUUUCAGUGCAGGUGAUUUCGAGGGAACUGGAUGAGGGGGUGAGAAGUUAAGUUGGCUAUGGAAGCGUGGGAGCAGCUUAUCUUGUUGGUGUUGGUUGCGGUGGCGUGGUUGGCGGGGCGCCAUAACCAGGCGAUUUGGAGGGUGGUGGUGGAGAUUGUGGAAAGUGCGCCGGUGGGAGUGGCUUGGCUGGGGGCGUUGUUUGUGGAAAGUGUGGCGAGAACGGGCCAGGCGUUCAUAGUGGGCGCGGCAUGGGUGGGAGCUCUCCUAGCCGGGAGGUAUGUGGUGAAGGGAGGGUGGGAGGGACAACAUCGGGGUGGCGGGGGGAGGCCGGAAUGGGGCUUGAUGAAAGCGGUCCAUAAGGCGGUGGUGGGGGGGGCAUUCUUGGUGGACGAUAGGGCCAUACAUAGAGAGGAUGGAUCGGAGAUUAGUCUGAGAGUGAAUCAGGCAUUGGCACAGGUGUAUGUCACGUACCUACGAUCACAUGUGGUGCUGGUGCGAUUUGAGGGGCCGUUGAAGCAGUUCUCCUCGGCAUUGAAGAUAGACUUGAUCAGCCAAUGGGAGGACGGCUGGCCACAAUUGCCUCGGGGGCGAUUUAAAGGGAGAAAAUUGGCGGAAGGGACGACUACGAUCAAGCACUGGGCGCCGUCAGCACUAUUGAGAACUUGGUUAGUGGAAACCAAGAAAGAAGAGAAAGUUAACAUCAAUGGUAAAGAGCAUGUGGCGACGUUUUCACCGUGGAAAACACCGGUGGAGCUUGAAUGGGAAAGACUGAUGGCGCGUAAACGGCACCUGUGGGUGAAAUUUUUGCACCCGUCACCAAUUGUGCGACCUUUCCUCAGGGACACUGCCGGACACGUCUAUAGCGAAGUUAUCAACGAUGAGGGGGAGCAGAAGUUGGAUGACUUCGGAAGGGAGGAGAUAUGCUUCUUCCUUAGGUCGCCACUCAGAAGAAUUGGCCUGGAGCGCCUGACGAUCGAUCUCGGCAUUUAUGGCCGCCACCCAGUGCGAUACAUCACAAGUGAAACACCGUGGUGAGUACGACUACGUGAUCAGUGCGGAGCUCCUGAUGGAGGGCAGCCUGGUGGAUGUGGAAGGAGUUUCGGUCGGCCGCUUCCAACCAUCGGUGAGAAUAGUAGAAUACAACAAAUCUUCGAACAGGAAAGGCAGAGUGGACCGGAUGUGGACCGUAGGGAGGAAGAGGAUGAGGCGGCGAGAGGGGAGGAAAUGGAAGUCGAACAGAACUCGCCAGGUGCUGGCAAGAAGGCAGAAGGGGCUGAGACGACAAGUAGGCAGGAGAUGGGGGCACAGCAGGAUACUUCGGGGCAUAGGGAGAGGGAAGUGGAAAUGGAGGAUUUGGGGGCGGUAGAUGUGGUGGGGAAAUCGGGAACAGGGGAUGAUGCUCGAUCUCGUACAAAAUCAGAAGGAGGGCAGGCUUGCCGAAAAAUAGAGCGAUUGGAGAGGGAGCAACAAGCAAUGAUGGAUGAGGAUAUGAAUGACAGGGGUGGAUUUGGGGACACGUUGGAAAAUAAGGUGGAUGAACAACAUGGCCAGAACGAGGGGGGGCCGGAAAGGGAGGCAGGGAUAGAGUCUCUGCAACCCCGGGGCGGAGGGGGGGAGAAGAGGGAAGAGAAACACCUUACAAGAUCAUAGGGUCUGCCAUCGAUGAGAAUACAACAGAUCUCAGGACAGGAAAGGCAGAGUGGACUGGGUGAGGACCGCAAGGAGGAAGGGGAUGAGGCGACGAGAGGGGAGGAAAUGGAAGUCCAACAAAACUCGCCAGGUGCU